Molecule: messenger RNA, 860 nt
Organism: Leptopilina heterotoma
Lineage: Eukaryota; Metazoa; Arthropoda; Insecta; Hymenoptera; Figitidae
Product: 7,8-dihydro-8-oxoguanine triphosphatase-like
Exons: 4
Coding region: 328-822 (164 amino acids)
Biological process (GO): DNA protection
Molecular function (GO): 8-oxo-7,8-dihydroguanosine triphosphate pyrophosphatase activity
Source: RefSeq, a predicted model, not a curated record
UUCUCCAUAAACCGUAAUUAAACAUAUUGUCAAAAAUUAAUUUUUAAAUAAAAACAAAACUAAAAGUUCAAUAAUCGAUUACAGUUCGAUUAUUACAAAAGAAAUCCUAAUUUUCUCCAAAAUGUACAAUAAUACCCUAUUCUUGUCCGUAAUUUGACUAAAGUAGUUAUUCUCAAGCCACGUGACUAAUCGCGCGUAAUUCAAAAUCAUUCAAAUGAAAGAAAAGAUUUAAUUUCUUUUCUUCUAAAUUCGAAAUGAAAAAAUCAUUUUUUAAAUUUAAAAAAAGGAUAGAUUUCUCUUACCUUGUAAAGAGUUGAAUAUCCAUCUAUGAUGGCAUCAGAAAAAGAAAAGCUUUUUACUUUAGUAUUUGUGAAAAAUGAAAAUGGGGGAAAUCCACAAAUACUGUUGGGUUUAAAAAAGAAGGGAUUCGACCAAGGAAUGUGGAAUGGUUUUGGUGGCAAAGUGGAAAUAAAUGAAUCGAUUCUCGAAGGAGCAUUACGAGAAUUAAGAGAAGAAUGUGGUUUAACUGGUGAAUUGAAAAAACUUGGAGUACUUCACUUUCAUGGAAGAGAAGAAGAAACCAUUUUAGUGGUUCACGUUUUACAUACUUAUUCUUAUAACGGAGCUAUAAUCGAGUCCGAAGAAAUGCAACCAAAAUGGUUUGGAAUAAAAGAAAUCCCUUUUGGGGAAAUGAAAGAAGAUGCUCGUUUUUGGUUCGAUCACAUGUUAAAGGGAAAAUUCUUCAAAGGCUACUUUCGUUAUGAAAAUGACAGAGUUAUUGAUCACAACAUAGACGAAUUAACUAAACUUGAAGAAAAUUGACGAAUCAUUAUUCUUUAUAAAAAUAAAGAAAGUAAGAU